Messenger RNA from Taeniopygia guttata (zebra finch), 1944 nucleotides. It is a transcript of the gene LAPTM5, whose product is annotated as lysosomal protein transmembrane 5. The record is from RefSeq and is a predicted model, not a curated record. NCBI's taxonomy places the organism in Eukaryota, Metazoa, Chordata, Aves, Passeriformes, Estrildidae. Gene Ontology annotation, cellular component: lysosomal membrane.
ACACAUUCAGAGAGCAGGAAGGAAGCCGAGCUGCUCUCACUUCGCUUUCUGUGGGGUGGCUGCAAAUCCAACCUCAUUAACUCAGGAGAGCUCAGAGGGACCUGAAAAUGACUGCCCAAACCCCCCCUGAGCCCCCCAGAUGCUGUUGCUUCAACAUCAAGACGGCGACAGUGGCCCUGGGCAUCUUCCACAUGGUCAUGAGCAUCCUGCUGCUGAUCGAGUAUUCCCUGGAGGUGGCCAACGGGAAGGGCUUCUGCAAAGACCUGGACAACAAUUACUACAGAAUUGCUGAUAUCACCACCAGUUUCAUGCUGAUCCUCAUGUUGUUUGUCAUCAGCUUCCACCUCCUGCUCGGGGUGCUCAAGAAGAGGGAGCGGUUCCUGAUCCCCUUCCUGGCUCUGCAAGUCAUCGAUUUCCUCCUGAGCCUCCUGACCAUGUUCAGCUCCUACAUCCAGGUGCCAGCGAUCAUCUCGGUGUCCUCCCUGGGCCACACGGGCCACGCCAGGACUCCCCUGCUGGCGCUGCAGCUGCUGGAUUUCUGCCUGAGCAUCCUCACCCUGUGCAGCUCCUACAUGGAGGUGCCCACCUACCUCAGCCUCAAGCCUGUGGACAAUGGGGGCUCUUUGCCAGCCCUGGAGAAGCUGCCAGCAGAGGAAUAUGCCAAAGUGAUGAUCACCUUCACCAUCGCCUUCGUGGCUGUGCUCAUCCUCAAGGCCUACAUGUUCAAGUGUGUCCUGAGCUGCUUUAAGUUCAUCAAAGCCAGCAGGAGGGACGAGGAGAAAGUGGAGCCACACGCAGUGGAAAAGGCCGUGCUGCCGUCCUAUGAGGAAGCCCUGGAACUGCCUUCCAAGGACUGCCCCCCUCCCUACGUGACCAUCUGAGCCCAGCCUGGGGGAGAGCUGCACUGGGUGCUGCUGCUGCCCCUGUCCCUGCAGAGCCCAGUCCUCACCCAGAGCAGUUCCCAGCUUUUUCCAGCCACAUCCUGCCAGGGAACUGCUGGAGCCUUAUCCCCCUAAAACUUCCUGACCCUGGCACCCCAAGUUCCUGACCCUGGCACCUCCAUUUCCUGGUUCUGACACCUCAGUUUCCUGACUCUGGCACCACAAGUUCCUGAACCUGGCACCUCCAUUUCCUGACCUUGGCACCUCAAUUUCUUGACCCUGGCACCCCAAAUUCCUGACCCUGGCUCUGGUUGCCAUCCCUGGAGUCUGGGAGUUGGCUGCUGUGCGUGCAGGGAUGGCCUGAGCCCUGCCAGCUUUGCUCUGUGCCACGAGGAUGGUGGAUCUCCUCUGGCUCAGCAGUCUGACCUUUAGGAAGUGGGAUUAAGGGAUUGUCCUGGUGUAGGGCAAUCCUGGGAGAAAAUCUUCUACAAGGGUUUCUUCUAGAAAAACAAAUUCAAGUGGUUCCUCCCCUAAUUGGUUUGAGAAAAAAAUUUCCUUGGAGAAAAGUGGAAAAAAAUGCUUAUUUAAUAGGCAAAGCAUGCAUCAGCACAAAAAAUGAACAAUAUUAAGCAAUAAAACCUCUUGCCGCUCCAAAAAAAAGAUGAAAACCCAGAAAGUCUCUCUGUGGGCUGUAGCUCAGCUCACUCAGUUCCUUAUCAGUCCCUUAUCAGUCUCUUUAUCAGUCCCUCCAGCAAAAAUGGAAAAUGGAAAUAUUCCAUGGGACAUGGAAAUCCCAUGCCAAACUAUGACAGGGAUGCACAGGGAAGGAAUUUUCUCUGGGAUAACCCAGCCCUGCAGCUCAGCCUGCAGAAUUCCUACAGCAAAGGGAGCAGCCAAAAAUCCCUGGGAAUUGCAGCCCUCACCCUGUCUGCUUGUGAUGAUUGACAGCCACCCAGAACAUCCAGCUCUGCCUUUUCAUACCCGACUGCUUGCAUUUUUCUGUGCUUUUGUGUCACUUGGAAGAUGACUUUCAAUUAAAAUAAAAAUGUUAAUGGCUUCCAAA